AUGAAUGCGACCCUCAAAGACCCCCGCAACCGAAUGCGCCGGGUUUCAAUCCUGUCAUGGCAAAAGUCAAUGUUUGCCCCCCACACCGGGAACACGUCCGAGGGGCACCCGAGUCAAAGCACGAGCUCAAUGCCCAAACAGGUAAUCGAACCAAUGCCAUUUCAAGAUCCUCGGUCUUUCCUAUGA
This is a messenger RNA of Colletotrichum paranaense, 186 nucleotides long. RefSeq lists its product as uncharacterized. Bases 1 to 186 code for a protein of 61 amino acids. The record is from RefSeq and is a predicted model, not a curated record. NCBI's taxonomy places the organism in Eukaryota, Fungi, Ascomycota, Sordariomycetes, Glomerellales, Glomerellaceae. The transcript has a single exon.